UAACUACGGUAUACACGGGAGACGAGGAGACUUAGGGAUAUAAAAUGGAUGGGAAUGAAUGAUGGUUGUAUUAUUUCUUUUUCCCCUUUUCUUCUUCUUCUACUUCUACUUCUUGUCUGUUUCCUUUUCUCUUGUAUUUCUAUAUAUUCUCUUCUAUUUUUUCUACUUCGGUUGGACUAUUUUUUUUCUUCUUCUUCUUACAAAUUUCUAUGUUUUCUUAUUCUUCUUCUCUAUUCCCUAUCCGCCUGUCUGUCUGUCUUUUCUGUCAUUUUUGCUCUGACGUUAUCUCUCGAAUUAUGUAUGCGUGCCUUGUUUUAUAGGUAAACAUUAUAGAACAUCGGGGGGAGGGGAAGCUACAGAGAUACACUUGUACUAUUAGAAACAUGCGCGCAUUGCAGGGGAAGAUAAAAAAAUCCCGGGGGGAGGGGUGGUUGGGAGUCGAGGAACAUAUUGAUUGAUUGAUUGCAUGCAUGGGUUUCUUUCUCUUCUACUUGCACCGCACUGCACCUUGGAGGCGUUGGCGGAGGAGGUUGGAUGGAACCGGGUUUCGAUUUAUCUACGGGGUUGGACGAAUUCUUUUAUUUUAUUUUUUUCUUGUUGCAAGAACUGCCUGCAUGCCGUAUUGCUCGAGGACGAAUUACGAUCGGUAACGAAUGUAUUUCUAGAUAGAUGUGGAAUGUGAUGUGCGCGUUGGGUUUGUGGUGGAUAUGAUGAUAAUAGAAUAUAAAAAUGCUAUGGAUUCUAUUUUUAAAUCCGUUAUGAAAUGUACCGAGAAAUUACAUAUGAACUUGAUAUAUACUGCAUAUGUAGAGCCGUUCAAACCUAAGGUAACUAAUUAUAAUGAUAGGCGCAUAUUGCAUUGGUUUGUUCGUGUAUCUAGAUUGCAAGUCUUGGCUCGGUUUACUCGGACAUAAGCACUGAUGUUACAGUGUUAUUGGAGUGGCUG
Messenger RNA from Daldinia vernicosa, 946 nucleotides. RefSeq lists its product as uncharacterized. The record is from RefSeq and is a predicted model, not a curated record. The transcript has a single exon. NCBI's taxonomy places the organism in Eukaryota, Fungi, Ascomycota, Sordariomycetes, Xylariales, Hypoxylaceae. The annotation marks the transcript as partial.